AUGGUCCAAUACUUCGAUUCAAUCUCAAAAGAACUAGCGGAUUGGGCAAUGGCUCAGCCGCUUUUCUUUGUGGCUUCGGCCCCGACGUAUGGGAAACAUGUUAAUGUUAGUCCGAAGGGGUUGCCAGGGGCGAUGUUUAGAAUUUUGGGGGGGAAGAGGUGCGCUUAUAUCGACGCAACCGGCUCUGGCGUCGAAACCAUAAGUCAUAUUUACGAAAAUGGCCGCAUAACCAUCAUGUUCUGCUCCUUCACUUCUACUCCCCGCAUCAUGCGCUUCUUUUGCACAGGAAAAGUCGUGGAAUGGAAUACCCCUUCGUUCGCAUCGACGUUGUUGGAGUUGGGUAUGGAGAAUGUGGAGGGUGCUAGGGCGGUUAUUUUGUUGGAUGUUUGGAAGGUCCAAACAUCCUGCGGCUACGGCGUCCCCCUCCUCACUCCCCUCCCAACCCAAAUAUCCCAUCAAACAGCCAAUCCGUCUCCCUCCCUAGGUCCCUGGACAGAUAGAAAGACUCUAGGUCAUUGGGCUGGACAAAAAGUCGCGAAAGAUGAAAUGCAGGAUUAUCAAGUGCAGAAUAAUAGUUAUUCGCAUGAUGCGUUGCCGGGGUUGAGGAGUGCAAGGGAACGGAGGUUUGGGGGUUAUGGUUAUGGGGUGGGUUAUGGGGCGGCGGUAAAGGUUUUGGUGAAGGGUGAUGAGGUGUGGAGGUGGUGGAUGAGGGUGGUGAGGGAGGAGUGGAGGGGGGUGGUGCUGGGGGUGGUAUUGGGGUUGUUGGUGGGUGCUGUAGUUGGAGGGACGGAGGGGGUGUUGGGGGAAUUUGUGGUUGGGAGGGUGCUGGAGGUUAGGGAGUUGAUGGGGAAUUUGACGGGUGCGAAGCGUUUGGAGGUAGAGCUUUGA
Molecule: messenger RNA, 888 nt
Organism: Sclerotinia borealis F-4128
Lineage: Eukaryota; Fungi; Ascomycota; Leotiomycetes; Helotiales; Sclerotiniaceae
Source: the annotation of a GenBank genome assembly